CGAAAUUGGGAUCCUUCAGAAAGCUUCUCUGUAUCGGGUUGAAAAGAUCUAGUCAGUUCUUCAAUUGGAUCUGCGAUUGGAGUUUUAGGGUUUCAAGAACACAUGGCUUCAAGAAUUGCAUCCAAAGACAUCAUCACUCUUCGGGGAUCAGCCGCCAUUGUCAGCGAGUUCUUCGGUUAUGCUGCAAAUAGCAUUUUAUACAAUCGCGGAGUGUAUCCAGAAGAGAGUUUUGCAAAGGUGAAGAAGUAUGGGCUUCCAAUGUUGCUCACUCAAGAUGAAGGUGUCAAAGCCUUCAUUUCCAACUUAACUGCCCAGCUUUCUGAGUGGUUGGAAGCUGGAAAACUACAAAGGACUGUUCUUGUGAUCAUGAGUAAGGCCACUGGUGAGGUGUUGGAGAGGUGGAAUUUCAGCAUAGAGACAGACAGUGAGGUUGUUGAGAAAGGCGUUCCAAGGGAGAAGAGCGACAAAGAAAUCAUGCGCGAAAUUCAGGCCAUCAUGAGACAAAUAGCUUCCAGUAUCACAUACCUCCCAUGCCUUGAGGAACCAUGCGUGUUCGAUGUGCUGGCCUACACGGAUAUGGACGUUGCAGUUCCGUUCACGUGGGUAGAGAGCGACCCGAAACUCAUAGAAAAUCCACAGAUGGUCAAGUUGCAUUCCUUUGACACCAAGAUACAUAAGGUUGACACUCUAGUGUCUUACAAGAAUGAUGAGUGGGAUGAGGCUUGAAGUGAAAAAACAACAGCCUUUCUGAGUUUAUGGUCUCAUUUGUUGUUCAUCUUCAAGUCUUGUUAUUGUUUUGCCCUAUUUGUUUCAAAUCAUGUGAAUUAUCAAUUCACAGUUUGCUUGUUUGUACUAUUAAUGUGAGAACCCAU
Molecule: messenger RNA, 872 nt
Organism: Cuscuta campestris
Lineage: Eukaryota; Viridiplantae; Streptophyta; Magnoliopsida; Solanales; Convolvulaceae
Source: the annotation of a GenBank genome assembly